AUGCUGGAUGAGGCAGCCGGGGUGGAGUUCAACGGGUCCCUCUUGGUCUUGAACAGUUCAGCUUGCACCGCAGGGCUGCCCUGUGCCAACGGCUCAGAGCCAAGGAGCCCCCCACGCCUGGUGGACGCCUGGCUGGUCCCCCUCUUCUUUGCCGUGCUGAUGGUGGUCGGGCUGGCGGGCAACUCCUUGGUGAUCUUUGUCAUCAGCAGGCACAAGCAGAUGAGGACCGUCACCAACUUCUACAUUGCUAAUUUGGCGGCCACAGACAUCAUCUUCUUGGUCUGCUGCGUCCCCUUCACCGCUGUGCUUUAUCCACUCCCGGGGUGGAUUUUUGGAGAGUUCAUGUGUAAGUUUGUCAACUACAUCCAACAGGUUUCAGUGCAAGCCACCUGCGCCACCCUGACAGCCAUGAGCAUCGACCGGUGGUAUGUGACCGUGUUCCCUCUUCGAUCCCUGCGCCAGCGCACUCCUCACGUGGCAAGGGCCGUAAGCAUCAGCAUCUGGGUUGGGUCUUUCGUCGUCUCCACCCCGGUGCUGAUCUACAACCGCCUGACCGAGGGCUACUGGUUUGGCCCACAGACGUACUGCAGUGAAUCCUUCCCGUCUGUCGCCCAUGAGAAGGCCUUCAUCCUCUACAACUUCCUGGCGGUCUAUCUCCUGCCUCUGCUGAUCAUUCUUCUCUGCUACACGGCCAUGUUGUACCAGAUGGGGCGCCCCAUGGUGGAGCCGGUGGACCACGCCUACCAGGGCCAGCAGCUGGCGGAGCGGUCCGAAGCCAUGAGAGCCAAGGUCUCCCGCAUGGUUGCCAUCAUCGUGGUCCUCUUUGCCGUCUGCUGGGGCCCCAUGCAGGUCCUCAUCCUCUUCCAGGUCUUUGGCCCGGGCCUCCAGCGCAACUACUACACCUACAAGGUCAAGAUCUGGGCUCACUGCAUGUCCUACACCAACUCCUGCGUCAACCCCCUGGUCUAUGCCUUCAUGGGGGCCAACUUCCGGAAGGCCUUCAAGAAGGUCUUCCCCUUCACCUCCAAGCAGAGAGUGGGCAUCUCCAACGCGGCCGGCCGUGCCAACGCCCACACCGAGCUCCGGUUCCUCUCGUCGGGGAUGUAA
Molecule: messenger RNA, 1107 nt
Organism: Gekko japonicus
Lineage: Eukaryota; Metazoa; Chordata; Lepidosauria; Squamata; Gekkonidae
Gene: KISS1R
Product: KISS1 receptor
Exons: 5
Coding region: 1-1107 (368 amino acids)
Biological process (GO): neuropeptide signaling pathway
Cellular component (GO): membrane
Molecular function (GO): G protein-coupled peptide receptor activity
Source: RefSeq, a predicted model, not a curated record